Cyprinodon variegatus (sheepshead minnow) is the source of this 5862-nucleotide messenger RNA. RefSeq names its product golgi brefeldin A resistant guanine nucleotide exchange factor 1 (gene gbf1). The record is from RefSeq and is a predicted model, not a curated record. The transcript has 37 exons. The coding region runs from base 1 to 5523 and encodes 1840 amino acids. Gene Ontology annotation, biological process: regulation of ARF protein signal transduction. Gene Ontology annotation, molecular function: guanyl-nucleotide exchange factor activity. Lineage: Eukaryota; Metazoa; Chordata; Actinopteri; Cyprinodontiformes; Cyprinodontidae.
AUGGCGAAGCGGCUCUCCACAGCUCCGCUUUCGGCAAAAAAGUUGAGAAACACGACGCUAAGCCCUGAGUACAGAGUCGAGCAGUUCCCUCUUGACUUUUACGUGUCAGAACUUUCAGAUGUGGAACCCAACCUUUUCCUGAGGCCUUUCCUUGAAGUUGUGCGCUCUGAAGAUACCACUGGGCCCAUCACCGGCCUCGCCCUUACCUCUGUAAACAAGUUCCUCUCAUAUGGCCUUAUAGAUUCUAACCAUGAAGCUGCUGCAGAGGCCAUCGAGAACAUGGCGGACGCGGUCACGCAUGCUCGAUUCGUGGGAACAGACCCUGCAAGUGAUGAAGUGGUCCUGAUGAAAAUCCUGCAGGUUCUUCGGACUCUGCUGCUGACGCCAGUUGGAGCUCAUCUGACCAAUGAGUCUGUGUGUGAAAUCAUGCAGUCGUGCUUCAGAAUCUGCUUUGAGAUGCGCCUCAGUGAGCUCCUGAGGAAAUCUGCAGAACACACACUGGUGGACAUGGUGCAGCUUCUGUUCUCCAGGCUGCCUCAGUUCAAAGAGGAGGCAAAGAGUUAUGUGGGAGCCAACAUGAAAAAGCUAAAGAUGCGUGCUGGAGGGAUGAGCGAGUCGUCCAAAUGGAAGAAGCAGAAACGUUCGCCUCGGCCGCCUCGCCACCUGCUCCAGAGUCCCUCAGACCCAGGAAACCCCAGCAGCCUCAGCAACAACCUCUCAGGCGGCGUCCCGUUUAUGGAGCAGGGCUCCUCUACCUCCAGCCUCGCCGCCUCAGACAGCGCCGGCUCCUCCACAUGCAGCCCCACAGCCACAGACAGCGGUCUGGAUCCGGGCUCUAAAGCCACCUCCAGGGAAGAUCUCUCUGACCUGGAGCAGCCGCCUGUAAACCCCCCCUGCUCUGCUACCUCGCUGCCCGCUACCGAAUCCGGCUCUUCUCACGCACAGUCUGAGGGGGGGCAGGCUGACGCGACGCAGGCCGUUUCUGUAGAAUCCAUCCCUGAAGUUCUGGACGACAAAGACUCCUCGGAUACCACGUCUGUCCACGACAUGGAGUAUGUGAACCCUCGUGGAGUCCGGUUCACUCAGUCCACCCAGAAAGACGGAGUUGCCCUCAUUCCGUACGGCCUGCCAUGUCUACGGGAACUUUUCCGCUUUUUGAUCUCCCUCACCAACCCUCACGACCGCCAUAACACCGACGCUAUGAUCCACAUGGGCCUGCAGCUUCUGACGGUGGCGCUGGAGUCUUCACACAUCGUGAAUUACCAGUCGUUACUAGUCCUAGUGAAAGAUGAGCUCUGCAGGCAUCUGUUUCAGCUGCUGAGUGUGGAGCGGAUGAACCUCUAUGCUUCUUCCAUGCGAGUUUGCUUCCUGCUUUUUGAAAGCAUGAGGGAACAUUUGAAGUUCCAGCUAGAGAUGUAUCUGAAGAAACUGAUGGACAUCAUCACAUCAGAGAACGCCAAGAUGCCCUAUGAGAUGAAGGAGAUGGGUCUGGAGGCUCUGGUCCAGCUCUGGAGGAUCCCCAGCUUCGUCACUGAGCUCUACAUCAACUAUGACUGUGACUUCUACUGCUCCAAUCUGUUCGAAGACCUCACCAAGAUGCUGUCCAAGAACGCGUUCCCUGUGUCGGGACAGCUCUACACCACCCACCUGCUGUCUCUGGAGGCCCUCCUCACUGUCAUUGACAGCAUUGAAGCCCACUGCCAGUCCAAGGUGGUUAGCAUGGCCCAGCAGGAUCAGUCAGACACGCUGCUAGCAGAAGGAUCGUCGUCUAAUGGAACAGACCUGAUCACAGAUCCCGGUGUUCCCAACAGCUGUCCGCACACCCUGCAGGCGUCGGGGUAUCCUCCUACCAGUGGAUACCUCAUGGCGGGGAAGAUGAAUCUGGGCAGAGACGACCACGGAGACGCUGAAACUGCAGAGAAGAAGGCAACUAAAAAGCCCCCCCGUUUCUCUUCCUGUCUGCCGGAUCCGCAGCAGCUGAUGGAGAUCAGGACCAAGAAGAAACUUCUCAUCACAGGGACCGAGCAGUUCAACCAGAAGCCGAAGAAGGGGAUCCAGUUCCUCCAGGAGAAAGGCCUGCUGAGCGACCCGUUGGACACCAAGCAGGUGGCGCAGUGGCUGCGGGAAAACCCGCGUCUGGACAAAAAGAUGAUUGGGGAGUACAUCAGCGACCGAAAGAACAUGGAGCUCCUGGACAGCUUUGUGAACACGUUUACCUUCCAGGGGCUCCGCAUUGAUGAGGCCCUGCGGCUCUACCUGGAGGCCUUCAGGCUCCCUGGAGAGGCUCCCGUCAUUCAGAGGCUCCUGGAGACGUUUACAGACAACUGGCACAAAGUCAAUGGAUCUCCAUUUAUGACCAAUGAUGCAGGCUUUGCUCUGGCCUACGCUGUGAUCAUGCUGAACACCGAUCAGCACAACCACAAUGUCCGCAAGCAGAACAUCCCUAUGACUGUGGAGCAAUUCAAGAAAAAUCUAAAGGGAGUCAAUGGAAACCAGGACUUUGACCAGGACAUGUUGGAGGACAUCUACAACGCCAUCAAGAGCGAGGAAAUCGUGAUGCCGGACGAGCAGACGGGUUUAGUGAAGGAGAACUACGUCUGGAGUGUCCUGCUGCACCGCGGGGCCACGUCUGAGGGGAUCUUCCUCCACCUGCCCCCCGACAGCUAUGACCUCGACCUGUUCACCAUGACCUGGGGUCCCACCAUUGCUGCUCUAUCUUAUGUCUUUGACAAAAGUCUGGAUGAAAGCAUCAUCCAGAAGGCCAUCACUGGCUUCAGAAAAUGUGCAAUGAUUGCUGCUCACUACGGCUGCAGCGACGUGUUCGACAACCUGAUCAUCUCCCUCUGCAAGUUCACCACUCUGGCCAGUGAGGCUGUAGAAAACCUACCCACCGUGUUCGGCAGCAACAGCAAAGCUCAGACGGCUGCCAAGACCGUCUUUGAUUUGGCUCAUCGGCACGGGAACAUCCUGAGGGAAGGCUGGAAGAACAUCAUGGAGUCCAUGCUGCAGCUCUUCAGAGCCCAGCUGCUUCCCAAGGCCAUGGUGGAGAUGGAGGACUUUGUGGAGCCGAACGGGAAAAUUUCCCUUCAGAGAGAAGAGAUGCCUUCCAAUCGUGGAGAAUCUGCAGUGUUGAGUUUCAUCAACUGGCUGACGCCGAGCGGAGCUGAGCAGUCGGGACUCAGAGGGCCAUCCACAGAGAAUCAGGAAGCCAAACAGGCGGCGCUGCUCUGCAUUAAGGAAUCUGACCCAGAGAAAUUGAUCACUGAGAGUAAAUUCCUCCAGCUGGAGUCUCUGCAGGAGCUCAUGAAGGCCCUCAUAUCCGUCAGUCCAGAUGAGGACACCUACGAUGAAGAGGAUGCUGCCUUCUGCCUGGAGAUGCUGCUGCGGAUUGUUCUGGAGAAUAGGGACCGCGUGUCAUGUGUCUGGCAAACGGUACGGGACCACCUGUAUCACCUGUGUGUUCACGCCACGGAGAGCUGCUUCCUGGUGGAGCGAGCCGUGGUGGGUCUUCUUCGGCUCGCCAUCCGCCUGCUGCGGAGAGAAGAGAUCAGCUCUCAGGUCCUUCUCUCUCUGCGUCUACUCCUCAUGAUGAAGCCGCAUGUGUUGUCCAGGAUGAGCAGGGAGAUAGCUUAUGGCCUCCAUGAGCUGCUGAAGACCAAUGCAGCUAACAUCCACUGUACAGACGAUUGGUACACACUCUUCUCCCUGCUGGAAUGCAUCGGAGCAGGAGUCAGACCUCCGGCCUCCUUCCAGCUCAGCUCCUCUACCACCGACCAUGAAACAGGCGCUCAGUCAGACAGCGAGCUGUCGUCUCAUCAUUCCAAUGAAGUGAGUUUAGACCGUGGCUACACGUCUGACUCGGAGGUUUACACGGAGCACAGUAAGACUCGGAUACCUCGCUCCACUACUGAUGUGGACGUAGCCAGCAGCGGAUGGCUGGUGGUUGGGAAAGAUGAUCUAGAGAUGGCGAAGCCCGGCCAAGGCGGCGCCAAAGCUCAGCUGAAUCACCCGCUGGUCAACCAGUACAGCCUGACUCUGGGUCAGGACCUCGGCCAGCACGACACUAAGUCCCUCAUCAAGUGUGUGGAAACUCUUUCCUUCAUCGUCCGCGAUGCCGCCCACGUCACGCCGGACAACUUCGAGCUGUGCGUUCGAGCCAUCCGCGUGUUUGUGGAGGCCAGCCUGAAUGGAGGUUACCGCAACCACGACAAGAAGAAAAACCACAAAUACGACUCCAAGUCCAGGACGAGGAAGAAGCCUGCGGGUCGGGACCGAGAGGCGGGGGGUGGAGCGAGGCGAGGAGGGGGCCGAGUGUCGAGUCAGCGUCCAUCUCGUUCUCACAGCGAUGAUGAGGAGGAUGAAGGCGUGCCGGCCAGCUAUCACACCGUGUCUUUACAGCUGUUGGACCUGAUGCACACUCUUCACACCCGGGCCGCCAGCAUCUACAGCUCCUGGGCGGAGGAACAGCGCCACCUGGAGGCCUCUGGGAAAAAGAUAGAAGCUGACUCUCAGACAUUGUGGACCAGCUGCUGGUGUCCUCUGCUGCAAGGCAUCGCCUGGUUGUGCUGCGAUGCCAGGCGACAGGUCCGCAUGCAGGCCCUAACUUAUCUCCAGCGAGCCCUGCUGGUCCACGAUCUGCAGACGCUGGAUGCAGCCGAGUGGGAAUCCUGCUUCAACAAGGUGAAACACUGGGAUCAUUUCUCAGGUCCUAGACUAGUGGAGAAAAAGUAUUCAACUAUUCUGAAUCUGAUCCUGUGUAGCUUGUUUGCUAACCUCCGGUGUGUUGGGCUCUUCCAGGUCUUCCUGCAGCAUCUCUCUCCUCUGCUCUCACUGCCCACCUUCGCUGCCCUCUGGCUGACCAUUCUGGACUUCAUGGACAAGUACAUGCAUGCAGGAUCCAGCGACUUACUGCUGGAGGCCAUUCCUGAGUCUCUGAAGAACAUGUUGCUGGUGAUGGACACUGCAGGGAUUUUCCGCAGCUCCGACUCUCGGACCGGAUAUUCGGACCUGUGGGAAAUAACGUGGGAACGCAUCGUGUGUUUCCUCCCCAACCUCAGAGAGGAGCUCUUCAAGCAGACCGUUAUUCCAGAUGCGGCUCCUGCUCCUCAGGCCGAGCCGGCGCAGUCUACACCAGCAGCGGAAGCAGCCGCCCCCCCUCAGUUGGCCCCGCCUCUUUCCCAGCCCUCCCCGUCCAUCCUGAUGGCGACGACAUCCACAGAGACGCCGGCGUCGGUUAACCCAGAUUCCAGCCAGGAGCCUGUGGCGGCGGCAGCUGCCAGCGGCUCCGAUAGCUCGUCUCCGGUGACGCCAUCGCCAGGAACCUCUCCUGCUCGCUCUCCCUCCCCUCCAACUCAGUCCCCUCUCAUCCUGCAGCCGCUGGCGUCUCCCCUGCAGGUGGGCGUCCCCCCCAUGCCUCUCCCCAUCAUCCUGAACCCCGCCUUGAUCGAAGCCACCUCCCCCGUGCCGCUGCUUCCGGGGCCCAAACCCGCCGCCGCCGCCGCUGCUGCCGAGGACUUCCAGUAGGAGAAAUCCCCUCAGUGGCGUUUUGCUGCUUCCAUGGCAACAGCGUCACCUGCUUCACAGCUUGUUUAGGUGUACAUAUGGGACACUGUUCAGAUGUGCAGGUUGUUUUCUCCGUCUCUCUCUCUCUGUCUGUCUGUAUUCUCUAACUCUCAGCAGAUGUGGAGGAAAGUAACUCUAAUCCAGGAGGACGGCUCUGAAAAAACAAACGUCUCCUUUUGUAAAAAGAUAAAAGAGAUCUGGGGUGUUUUGUUUUGUCCACCGAAUCAAAAAAACUGACUUUAUUCGCUGUCUUCAGAUAUUUUAAAGUUAUAACAGCAUGUAUAUUUUAAACUGAGACAA